Tachysurus vachellii is the source of this 4006-nucleotide messenger RNA. It is a transcript of the gene cadm3, whose product is annotated as cell adhesion molecule 3. Gene Ontology annotation, cellular component: presynaptic membrane. The transcript is spliced from 10 exons. The coding region runs from base 245 to 1477 and encodes 410 amino acids. Gene Ontology annotation, biological process: homophilic cell-cell adhesion. NCBI's taxonomy places the organism in Eukaryota, Metazoa, Chordata, Actinopteri, Siluriformes, Bagridae. The record is from RefSeq and is a predicted model, not a curated record.
CAGUCGGACCGUUUUGCUGCAGUAAACGGUAGUCGUUGGAGACGGCAAAAAAAGGCGAGAAAACACAACAGAAAAGAAAGAAACCCGAUAAAGAAGCGUGAGCCGGACCUUAACGUGAGCAUCAUCAGUGUGUAGAGAUCCAGCACGCAGCAAACGCGAGCUUCACGGGCACAGCAUCUGGGUUGGCUUUCAGUGAGCAUUGCAUCUUCAGGGUUUACAAGUUUGCAGCAUAACAGACAGACGGAUGAGAGAAGUUUUGCAAGUGAAUAUGGCAUUUUCGUCAUUCCCACUAUCUACACUGAUUACCCUGCUGCUUCUUGUGGCAUCUAUUCAGAGCAACUCCAUGUAUGAUGAUGAUGAAGAUCCUUUCCAGCCAGUGACUUCAGAUGAGACAGUGGCUGAGGGAGGUACGGUGACUCUGACAUGUCGUGUGCCUGAGACAGAUAAUUCAUCCCUCCAGUGGUCCAACACUGCACAGCAGACACUCUACUUUGGAGCUAAAAGAGCUUUAAGAGAUAAUCGUAUCCAGCUACAUAAGUCCACACCCACAGAGCUGUCAAUCACCAUCUCCAACGUGCAGCUGUCAGAUGAUGGAGAAUAUACCUGCUCCAUUUUCACCAUGCCUGUUCGGAUUGCACGGGCCACUGUCACUGUACUUGGCGUACCUGGGAAGCCAGUAAUAACAGGUUUUGAGGAUCCAGUGCAGGAAGGAGGGGCUGUGACACUUACCUGCACCAGCACGGGUAGCAAACCUCCUGCUCUACUGUACUGGUAUAAAGGACAGGAAAAGCUGGAGGCUCGUCCCAAUGUGGUGGAGUCAAACCCCAAUGAGCCAACAUACACGGUGACAAGUGUGCUCACGCUGCGGGUGACCAGGAACGAUAACAAUGCCAUGAUUGGCUGUGCUGUGGACCAUCCAUCCAUCACCAAUGGCGAGAAAAGAACAGAGAAGCCUUUGAGCGUGCUGUUCUCCCCAAGUGUCUUGAUUAAGCCUGAGAGUGACCUGCCUCGCGAGGGAGAAAGGUUUUCUCUGCAUUGUGUGGGGAUUGGAAACCCUGAGCCUUUGUCAUUUAUGUGGCAAAAGAAAGAUGCAGAAUUCCCCCCACAGGUGAGGCCUGAUGGUGCAUACCUCCGCUUUGAGGCCCUCAACAAAUCCGAUAAUGGAGUUUACUUGUGUCAUGCAGACAAUGGAAUUGGCUGGAAUGAGGGAUCCUACAUUCUGCUGGUACAAGACCCCACAGCAAUGUCCACUUCAUCAGGUGUUGAUCAUGCUGUGAUUGGUGGAGUGGUGGCUGUCAUUGUCUUCAUCAUGCUGUGCCUCCUCAUUGUCCUUGGCAGAUACCUCAUUAGACACAAAGGUACAUAUCUGACCCACGAAGCAAAGGGCUCAGAUGAUGCCCAGGAUGCUGACACAGCCAUCAUUAAUGCAGAAGGUGGCCACUCUGGCAUUGAGGACAAGAAAGAAUACUUCAUCUAAGCAUCCCUCCUUCACGCAUCUUUUCUUUCUUCCCUUGCUUCAGUUCCUUUCAGUCGGAGGAAAUUUAAAAUGACGAGUAAAAGAGUGAACAAAAAUCAAAAAUGUGAAACUGAAGAAAGCAGAAAAAUGAUCAGUUUCAGGCUGUUGAAACCAGGGAGUUUGCACUGACAUCAGUAUUCAACUGUAUACACACAAACACACACAUGUGAACCCACACACACUCACACACACACACACACACAAAUAUAUGAUCUCAGAUUUAUGCCUGUCCACAGACACUUCAUAUGCCUCCUAGUUUAUAUUGAACAAAGGCAAUAUGAUGACUAGAACAUAUAACUCAAAGCAGAUACAUGUACAAUUUAACACAUACACAUUUUUAACUUUCUAUAGAUUCAGUUUUAUUUCCCACAUCCACACAUAUGACAUGCACACACAUAUACACACACAAACACACACACAUACACAAACUCAAUGCAAUCAUGCAAAACAGCUUCUGUGCUGUUACUGUAUGGAACCCCAGAAUAAAUGUAUAGAUAUAUAUAGAUGAUUAUAUAGCAUUGUUUUUACUUGGGAGAACAGGUUCUGUGUGGUGUAUAUAUACUCAUGCUCUCUCUUUCCCUCACUCUUUUACCUCUUUUCCCUUUCUCUCCAUCACUCUUUCUAACCUAUAUAUGUUUUUCUUAUUCUCUCUCUGUCUGCAUUUCAUUGUCUUAUAUUAUAUAAUAUAGUCUAAAAGCCUGCCUGGUUUUCUUACAUGUGUGAAAAUGCAAGUUAAAAAAAUCAAUAUAUGGGGAACAAAAAAGUUACCAUGAAACUGUCAGUACUACAAAUAUUGGUAUGAUUUUUGUUUACCUCCCAUUGAGUUUCUGGUGUAACUGUUGGUGGCAAUAUUCAGUGUCAGCUGUCAUCCCAGGACUUAUUAUUAUUAUUAUUAUUAUUAUUAUUAUUAUUAUUAUUAUUAUUAUUAUUAUUAUUAUUAUUAAUCAGUGAAAUAAAGACCCUUUUCUUGUUAGCCCAGUACUUGCAUCCCAUAAAUAUCUGUGAAUUCCUGUCCUUUGAUGACAGGUGAAUGAGCUAAAGCAGGGUACUGCAUGUGCAAACAAGCAAACAAAACAAAAGCAAGAUGCUAGACUCUUCUGUCGACUGUACUUUCUCACUUUUUUUUCAACUAUCUUUUUUUUUCUUUUUUUUUUGGCGGUCUCCCUAUACAGUGUUCUAACCUAGUUUUAGUCUGCGUCUUAUUAUUAGUAUUUUGUCUUAUGUCAUACUUUGACAUACAAGAUCUGAUCACUCCAGUAUUAUUUUGCAGCUAGCAUCAUCAAGGCUAGAAAUGUUGAAGUUGAUUGUAUGACAAAUAUCAAGCCGAGAUAUUAACCAAAUUAUGCAUCUCACACAUGGCCAAAGUUCACGUUGUAAGAGAAAGAGACAACAUAAUAUGGGAUUAUCUGAAACUCAGUGCAUUCAUUGGGUUAGGUUCAAAUUUAUUUGUGAAGUGAAUGACUUAUAAUGCCAUAAAGGUCAAAUUAUUCCCACCUUCCUCUAAAUAGAGCUUAUUCUCUGUAGAGCUGAUCCAUCACAAAAAGAGGUUAAAGUUUAUAUAGACUCUACAAGUGUUGUCAGAGUCCAGUGUGAGAAUACAGGACCAUAACUCUUUGGAAAUUUGUAUUUAAUGCUUUUUUAACACAACAGAUCCAACUCUCAGGGCCUUGAUAAUAACUGAUGAGUUGAACAAGGUGUGUUAAAAUUGGAUAAAUUCCUUUAGAAAUGCAAACUGAUACCAUGCCUCCACACCCAACGUUUCCCAAAUUGGUGCUCAGGGACUUUACGUAUUCAGUAUUUUAUGUGGGUUGGUUCAGGUAUGUUGGGAGCUGCAAGAAAGCAAAAAGAAUAAACUGUCUGUGGACCUGGGUUUGGGAAACACUGCUUUAGACUUAUCAUAGAUCAUAUGUUUGCAGUUGCAACCUUUCACCACUAGAUGGUGCAUUAUGUUAGACAUCCACCUUCUCUUCAUCUUUCCUCUUUCUCUCUGGUACAGGUAGCAGUAUUUGCGAUGCACCUUAUGUUAAUGGUGGAUCAUUGCAGAGAUUUAUUUCUAAAUUAUGUUUAUCCAUUUUUCUUUUUGUAGCUCUGUAUACUAUUAAGUGUAAAUCGUUCUGUUUACUUUUUAUUGUAUGACUAGAUGUCAUAGAUGUUAUAGACAUCUAUAUUAAGGUGUAGAAUAGUAUAGUUUCUGUGACUAUUGUUUUAAAAUCAGCCAUUUUGUAUAAUUUUAUGUAAAUAGUGUUGCCUUGAACAGUCUUCUCCUUACUGCAGUUGUUAAGUGCGCACUCACAUACACUGACCCACAUAAAGGGUUUGAGAAUUGUGUGCGUUCACUUUCCUAUGUAAUAUGUUCAUAAGUGUCAUCUCCAACAGGCAAAGAAAACACAACAUGUUGUUUUCCACAAACAUUGUUAAUUUGACUGUCUAUGUUAGCGCUGUUUUGGAAUGAGAAGUCUUCCUUUUCAAUAAAUAUUCAUAUGUCAUGGA